Molecule: messenger RNA, 3612 nt
Organism: Mangifera indica (mango)
Lineage: Eukaryota; Viridiplantae; Streptophyta; Magnoliopsida; Sapindales; Anacardiaceae
Product: coatomer subunit alpha-2-like
Exons: 2
Coding region: 1-3612 (1203 amino acids)
Biological process (GO): endoplasmic reticulum to Golgi vesicle-mediated transport; retrograde vesicle-mediated transport, Golgi to endoplasmic reticulum; intracellular protein transport
Cellular component (GO): COPI vesicle coat
Molecular function (GO): structural molecule activity; protein binding
Source: RefSeq, a predicted model, not a curated record
AUGUUGACAAAAUUCGAGACGAAGAGUAACAGAGUGAAGGGUCUGAGUUUUCACUGCAAGAGGCCAUGGAUCUUGGCUAGUCUUCACAGUGGGGUGAUCCAGAUGUGGGAUUACAGGAUGGGCACGUUAGUCGAUCGGUUUGAUGAGCACGAUGGACCCGUCCGGAGUGUCCAGUUUCACAGGUCUCAGCCUCUGUUUGUUUCAGGAAGUGACGAUUAUAAAAUCAAGGUGUGGAAUUAUAAAUUACACAGGUGUUUGUUUACUCUUACUGGCCACCUUGAUUAUGUUCGAACCGUUGAAUUUCAUCAAGAAUAUCCUUGGAUUGUCAGUGCCAGCGAUGACCAAAGUAUCAGAAUUUGGAACUGGCAAUCACGUACCUGUCUUUCUGUACUAACCGGGCACAAUCAUUAUGUAAUGUGUGCAUUGUUUCAUCCUAUUGACGACCUGAUUGUUUCAGCGUCCCUGGAUCAAACAAUUCGUGUGUGGGAUAUCAUGCGAUUGAAACAAUUAGGCCGGAUGAACAACGAUUUGUUUGGCGGGUUUGAUGCAGUUGUUAAGUAUGUUUUAGAGGGCCAUGAUCGAGGAGUUAACUGGGCAUCUUUCCAUCCCACUCUUCCUUUAAUUGUCUCAGCAGCCGAUGAUCACCAAGUCAAAAUUUGGCGGAUGAAUGAUUCAAAGGCUUGGGAAGUGGACACUUUGAGAGGGCACAUAAACAAUGUAUCGUGUGCUAUAUUCCACGCCAGGCAGGAUAUUAUAGUGUCCAAUUCGGAAGAUAGGAGUAUUCGUAUUUGGGAUGCUACAAAGAGGACUUGUGUUCAGACUUUUUGGAGGGAACAUGACAGGUUUUGGAUUCUCGCAUCACAUCCCGAGAAGAAUUUACUUGCUGCUGGACAUGAUAAUGGGUUGAUUGUUUUUAAAUUGGAGAGAGAACGGCCUGCUUUUUCUGUGAGUGGUGAUUAUAUGUUUCAUGUCAAAGAUCGAUUCCUGCGCUGUUACAAAUUCUCAACUCAGACUGACGGUCAGGUAAUCUUGAUUAGAAGGCCUGCUACUACUAGCUUAACUCCAGUGGCAAGAAGGCUUUCUUAUAACCCUACUGAGAAUGCUGUUUUAAUCUGUUCUGAUGUGGAUGGGGGGUCCUAUGAACUUUACACUAUACCUAAAGAAAGCUAUGGCAUGGGUGAGAUGAUUCAGGAGGUGAAAAGAGGUAUGGGAGGAUCAGCUGUUUUCGUGGCUCGAAAUCGGUUUGCUGUUUUAGAUAAGAGCUGCAACCAAGUUCUUCUCAAGAACCUUAAGAAUGAGAUUGUAAAGAGGAUUGUGCUUCCUGUCAUUGUGGAUGUAAUAUUUUAUGCUGGAACUGGAAGCCUGCUGUGCAGAACAGAUGACAGAGUGUUUAUUUUUGAUCUCCAGCAGAGGAUUAUUCUUGCGGAGCUUCAAACACUUUUUGUUAGGGAUGUUGUUUGGUCAAAUGAUAUGGAGAAUGUUGCUUUGUUGUGCAAACAUUCGAUAGGGAUAGCCAGUAAGAAGCUUGUGCAUCAAUGUAUUCUCUGUGAGACAGUCAGGAUAAAAAGUGGAGCUUGGGAUGAGAAUGGUGUCUUCAUAUAUACUACUCUGAAUCACAUCAAAUACUGCCUUCCAAAUGGAGACAGCGGAAUUAUCAGGACUCUUGAUGCCCCAGUUUACAUAACGAAAGUUUCUAGAGACAACAUAUAUUGUUUGGACCGAGAUGGGAAAAAUCACGCCAUUGUCAUUGAUGCUACUGAAUAUCUCUUCAAGCUGUCUCUCCUGAAGAAGAGAUACGACCUGGUUAUGGGCAUGAUUAGGAGCUCGAAUCUAUGCGGGCAAGCCAUGAUUGCAUAUCUGAAGCAGAAAGGUUUCGCAGAGAUUGCUCUUCAUUUUGUGAAGAAUGAGAGAACACGUUUUAACUUGGCAUUGGAGAGUGGUAACAUCCAGAUCGCUGUUGCUGCUGCAAAGGAAAUCGAUGAGAAAGAUUAUUGGUAUCAAUUGGGCAUCGAGGCCCUGCGACAGGGAAAUGCAGGCAUUGUGGAAUAUGCAUACCAAAGGACAAGGAACUUUGAGAGGCUAUCUUUUCUCUAUCUUGUAACUGGAAAUUUAGAUAAAUUGUCCAAAAUGCUGAAAAUUGCUGAAGUCAAGAAUGAUGUAAUGGGUCAAUUCCACAAUGCCAUCUAUUUGGGUGAUAUCAGGGAACGCAUAAAAAUUUUGGAGAACACUGGCCAUUUGUCCCUUGCUUAUGCUACAGCUGCAGUUCAUGGGAUUCGAGAUAAAGCUGAGAGCCUGGCGGCCGAGCUGGGAGAUAAUGUCCCUUCUCUGCCUACUGGGAAAACACUGUCUUUGUUGAAACCACCAAGUCCUAUCCUGUGCGGUGGAGAUUGGCCUUUGUUGAGGGUCAUGAGAGGUAUAUUUGCGGGUGGUCUUGAUAAUGUGGGCAGAAAUGUGCAGGAAGAGGAUGAAGAACCUGCAGGCGCUGAUUGGGGGGAGGACUUGGAAUUUCUGGACGUCGAAAACAUGUCAAAUGCAGAUAUCAAUUUGGCAUUGGAGGAUGAAGAAAAGAUUGAAGAAAAUGAAGCAGGAGGAUGGGAGCUUGAGGAUCUUGAUCUUCCACCCAUGACUGAUACUUCAGAAGCUUCCAGCCAUGCCAAUUCUUCGGUAUUCAUUGCCCCAACUCCUGGAAUGCCUUUAACUCAAAUUUGGACACAAAAAACAUCUCUAGCUGCUGAACACACUGCCGCUGGCAAUUUUCAUGUUGCUAUGCACUUGCUAAACAGGCAACUUGGUAUAAAGAACUUUGCUCCAUUGAGACCAUUAUUUCUCGAACUGAACAUGGGCAGCCAGAGUUAUCUUCAUGCCUUCUCUUCGGCUCCAGUAAUAUCUGUGGCAUUGUCAAGGGGAGGCAAUGAAUUAGCAAGCGUACGAGGCCCGCCUGCCCUUGUGUUCAAAUUCUCUCAACUUGUAGAGAAGCUUAAAGCCGGCUACAAAGCAUUUAGUAUGAAGAAAUUACCAGAGGCCUCACAACUUUUCCUGAGCAUUCUCCAUACCAUUCCUCUGAUUGUUGUUGAUUCAAGAAGAGAGGUAGAUGAAGUAAAGGAAUUAAUUACCAAAGUAAAAAUCUAUGUUCUUGGUCUUAAGAUGGAGCUCAAGAAGAUGGAAAUGAAAGACAACCCUGUUCGCCAACAGGAGCUGGCGACCUAUUUAACCCUCUUCGACCUUCUGCUAAACCACAGUAGAAUAGCAUUGGUAAAUGCCACGGUUGCAUGCUAUAAGGCUGGAAAUUUCAGUGCAGCCACCAGCUUUGCCAGGCGAUACUUUGAGACCAAUCCCACCAUUGAAAGCCAAAUAAAAAUCUGCAGGCAAAUCUUAAAAGCCAGUGAGAAGAAGACGGACGCAAACCAGCUGAAUUACGAUUUUAGAAAUCCUUUUGUAGUCUGUGGAGCAACAUAUGAGCCUAUAUACGAAGGACAAAAGGAUGUGUCAUGCCCUUACUGCAGUUCAAAGUUUGUUCCAUCCCAGAAAGGACAGCUUUGUUCUGUUUGUGAGCUUGCAGAAAUUGGUUCUGAUGCAUCUGGAUUGCUCUGUUCUUCUUCCCAGAUAAGAUGA